AUGUCGCCAUGCCUCGCGGAAAAUCAUUGGUACCGCACGUACAAGGAUGUCAUCGGGCACAACCAGUCACUCGUGGCUGGUUUCGCCGUCCACGAGUCCGGGGCGAUCUCCAUCCACGAAGACGGGUGUAUCCGACUAUGGAUGUGGGGUGCCGAACAGGCGGUGGCGCAGCUGGCCUUGUCUGCCCAGACCGAUGUCCCACGGUGUGCGGUGCUCCACGACACGUCCUUCUCACUGGGCUGGGCCGGGGGCUGGGUUUCUCAACACGUGUGGCGGUCACCCACGGGACAGGUGGUGCCCCAAGAUGAAUUGUGCCUUGAUGCCUGGUGUGUCCCGCUAUUUUCCGCCGCCGUGGUGCACCUGGCCGCGUUCCGGGACCAUUUGAUCGUCUGUGGAGAACGUGACCUGGUCAUCCUCGACCGCGAGAGCGGAGGGCGGCGACGAUGCGUGAGGGACAUCCCGCCGUUCCCGAUUUCGGUGCGUCUUUGCCACGCACGGGUUGUGGACCUGGGAGACGCACCACACUUGGUAGCCGUGGGCAUCGACACGAGAAAACAACUCUUCGUGCUCUGGACCCCAUGGUCAGGGAUCCUAACAUCCCAGUCUGAGUGGCGAGAUUAUGGAGAUGGAAACUCACCGUGGGAUCGCUCUGGUAGGUUCACGAGGCGACACGAAGUGAUGGCUGUCCGAGAGAUCACCUCUCAGGGUCAAAUCAUCAUGGUGUCCUGUACGGGACGGUGGUGGGUCUACGAGCUCCACACCGCACGGGUCACGCAGUGGAGCGCCGGCCCCGAUCCCACAUAUCAGCGCUUCGCGAGCAGCGCGUCCCCCGCCCUGGUGGCCCUGACCCAUGAGCGAGAGGCCCAGACCCGGGGAUUGUUUUUCGGAACCUCUCCCGGACUAUCCCACGGCGAACUCUGGCCGCGGUCCCCGAGCUCGCGUGCCCUCGAAGGGAUUCCCGUGGUCCCCUUUGAGUCCUCCUUCCCAGGCCGCCUUCCCUCGGAGGUGUGGAGAACCAUCGUGAGGCGGAUUUGCAUCGACGACCUAGGCUCCCUCAUGCGGGUCUGCCACUCGCUGCGCGACAUCGGUCGUGCCCACCGAGUAGGUGGCGCUUGUACCGUUCACAACUCGACCAGGAUCCAGGCCCCGGACCGUUUCGUCCUCUCCCAGCCAGGUUGCGCGAGGCAUCUCAAGGUUGAGGUGAUCGAGGAUUCUAUCUCCUCAUACCACCUAUGGAUCAAUGAAUUAGUCACCACGAUCACUGCAAUGCCCUGCCUGCGAACACUCCAUCUCGAUCAAGAGAUCGUCCUUCCCUCGUGUGAAUGGGCUCGUUUGGACUUCCCUCAGGGACUUUGCACCUCAAUUGAUAACCUUCCACGCCUCUCCGAACUGCGAGUGAGACAUUUAAUGCUGCAGCCGUUUCGCCGGGUGAGACUCGCCUACGGUGUAUACGAUAGCUUCCCCCCAUCAAUCCGUACCCUGAAUCUGGACUUCCGUGGGGGUAUCACUAGGCGUGAAGCGCCCCACCUCAACCUCGACGACCUGCCACGCCUGGAGCGGCUGACCAUCCUGGGUCGGCCGAAUCGGGGCGCCAGGGACUCUGGGGUUCUGAUCCUGGCCACACAGCCACAUCCCCGCUUAGCCUUCCUCAGGGUUUGCGGAUUCGCCAUGAGCCUAGAUUGGCUCUAUUUUGUUCGACAGAGCCUGCGACAUAUAGUUGCAUCGGGGAUGAGCCGCAGUGAUCUCCCCAAGCAAACGUUGACGCUAGAGCGAGUAGAGGUCGUCGAGCUGUUCCACUGUGGCGACUCUGGUGAACCUGAUUUCCUGGCCACGAUGCGACAAAGGCUCCUCAUUCCGGGAAUGCGGUACUUCUCCAUGUCUGCAGACAACAGAGAGGCGUUGGGACAGGCGGUGUCAUUCGUCCACGGCUGCCACCUAGAAGCGCUGGCGCUGCACCUUCUCAAGGGAGGAUAUCUGUGUGACACCAACCCCAUCUACUCCGCCGUCGAUCAGAGUCGAAGGGAGACAGGGUUCCCCCGACGUUGCCUGAUCCAUGGACUGGUGAGGAAGCCCUCGCAUCAUCACAACACGCCGAAUUUCCACAUCGCAGUAGAUCUAUGUUCCACCAGCCUCGAGGGUUGGACCCACCCCAUGCUCUUCAAAGAGGAGGCCCGAGCAAGGCGCGUUCGAUUGUUGCUUCAGGUCGAUCCAGAGAAACAACUUUUUGAGAGGGAGGAACUCGAACGCUGGGCGCCGUCGGCUGAUGGCACGUACCCACCCGCUCCGGCCGCUGGCUCUGCCUGCCCCGAUUGGGAGCGACUGGUUACCUUCUCAUCGAGUGGUCCCGGUGGUUAA
Exophiala aquamarina CBS 119918 is the source of this 2355-nucleotide messenger RNA. RefSeq lists its product as uncharacterized. Gene Ontology annotation, molecular function: protein binding. Lineage: Eukaryota; Fungi; Ascomycota; Eurotiomycetes; Chaetothyriales; Herpotrichiellaceae. The transcript has 4 exons. The record is from RefSeq and is a predicted model, not a curated record. The coding region runs from base 1 to 2355 and encodes 784 amino acids.